Vitrella brassicaformis is the source of this 6303-nucleotide messenger RNA. The record is from the annotation of a GenBank genome assembly. NCBI's taxonomy places the organism in Eukaryota, Vitrellaceae.
CCCCCGCGAACGCAUCGCACGCAUCGCAACACUGAAGGUCAGUGACGCGAAGGACCAGCUAACGUCGUGUCGCAUUGGCGUGCCUGUGUUCUUACAGCGCAGCGCGAUACAUGGAGACAAGCGCACCACAGGCUGCAAUCAGGAGCGAUGAUGAAGAUCCUCGUGCGUCAUGGCACGCCCAUGGAGAUCCCCCCUGCUGUGCACGACGGUGCCCGAGGAGGAGGCUCAGGCCAGGUGCCGUCAUCAUGUGCCUCGCUGCGUGGCUCUUCGGCAUUCGACUGGGCGAUGCUUUCCGGCACCCAGUACCGAGGCGAAGGGAAAAGCAAACUGCUGGAUCAAAGAGGUCGGGACGGGGCAACGCAACGCAAGCAGCGUCACGAGUGCUAGUGGUUCAUGGCAUUUCUGUUCUCAGAACCGACUCGAGGUCUCGGCGCUGGCUCAAGAUGACUGGCGCUGUCGCAGAGCUUCCAUGCGCCACAGCUGAAGAGCAGUCUUUGUCUGCCACAUCUUCGUCCUCCAGCGGAAAAAAUUGGUCUCCUUCAUCCCUUGCUGUCGGCCAUGAUGAUACAGCUGACACACCUGUCUACCAGUGGGAGGACGGCCCUCAGGGGUAUUUUCUCCGCAAAGUGCGACGGAAACGAGGGCAGGGAGAGACGCACGAGGAUAAGGGGCCUUUUAGGGCUGGCCUCUCCGGCACGGCGACAUAUCCUUCAUCUCAGCUGGAUGACCUGAGCAUCUCUCUAGACCUGCUGGCUCAAGACCUGGAUCCAUUCAGCGAUGCCACUAGUCUUGUGGCGGCAGCGGAGAAGCCAACGAAGACGCCUUCGUCUCCAUCUCUGAGGGAAGCACAGCCGACACCUGACAGAGAGACCGCAUUGGCCAACCGGUCAGCCUCCUUGUCUCCCGCCCUCAUCGAGCUUCAUCACGUGGCCAAGCCGCCCGUCCCCUCCGCCCCCCUGGACGCCCCUCUCGCUCCCCCCUUGUCUGGCCCCAUCCGCCCCCCUGCAUUCACGCAAUCCCUCCCUAAGCUAGGGAGCAGCUCAGCCAAGGGCGAGACUGCAGCUGCGCCGUCGCCACUGACCAUCCAGCAACAGCAAACGUCGCUCAAGACGACAACGGACACCCUGAGUGGCGGGGGGCUGGCUGUCGAUCUGAGAGACACGGUGCUGCAGGAGGAGCUCAAGGGUCGACUGGGGGCGGUGCUUGGCUUUCCUAGCCCGGAUAGUGGGGAGUAUGAGGUUGAUUUGAUCGGCGAGGAGGAGUGGGGCUGGUGGUGGAAGCGCAUGGAGAAGAAGGUGGGCAGCUACUUCAGCGACGAACAGGUUGACAAACUCAAAACGGCUCUCAAGGUACGUACAGCACAAGGCUGACAGCUAACACCCACCACAAGCAAACACGGCUCCCUGUUUGUUGUUUUGUGUGUCGAUCAGUUUUCUCUGAACGUCCAUUAUGCGGCCGCCCUGCAGCUCGAGGCUCACCUGGGCUCCUUCACUCCGUUCCCAUCUUCUCUCUUUGCAGAGGGCAGCAGUGAGUGGCAGAGCGGCGACGGCCUUCUUGGCUCACAGCUGCAGCGCCUCUCGCCACCUCUCAUCCCGCCAUGCAUGAGAGGCUUCAACAGGACAGCACAGGCCAAGACGCCAGCAGCUGGUCAUGUGGGAAAGGGGCUUCUGGCGCCGUGCCCGAGCGGCAGGCCACCGGUGGAGCUGUUCGGGUGGCUGACGGGGCUCGUCGAGAAAGCUUCCUUCCUCGCUGACUUCCGGCAGGAUGACACGACCAUUAUUGCGUCCAUACUCAGGAGUACGGUGGAGAACGUGCAGCUCGAUAUGGACAGGGUAAAGAAGGAGAGAGAGCGCACGGGUGGGGUGGACAGACAGCACAGCACAGCACAGCACAUGAAUGCAUUCUGGCCUUGGCCUGUGCAUGCAGAUCGAGCGUGUUUUUGGAGUGGCGAUGCGUCGUUUGGUGGAGAGCACCCUCCAGCUUGCUGUUUGGCCCAGCUUGUAUCAGCAACAAACGGCUGCUGACCUCUCAGCCUUUGCUGCGAUGCGGCAGACAUCCCCUCUGGCUGCGUCUGAGACGAGCGGAGGCGUCAAGAGUGUCGAGGAAGAGAGCGAGCAGCAGCCGGACGCACUCAAGAAGCUUUGCAAGAGGAGACAAGAGCAGGUACCUCAUGGCACCAUGACGAGACGAAGGAGCCAGCUCUUUUGACUGGUGGAUGUUUCGUUCUGUCUCUGUGAUAAACGUCUUUCAGUUGGAUACGGUUCAGUGUGGCAUGAUAGGCUUCAGCGAGGACCCCCGAGCUCUCGUUGUACAAGCUGCUGACUCCCUGUAUCAGCUGCAGAACGAAAAGGUCAGCCAGGACACAUCAAUGCCCUUUGCCAGGAGUCGCUAUCGACGGUUUCUCUCCCGUGUGUUCUGUCAGGCCGUCGAGCAGCGGCGUGCUCUUGCGCAGACAAUCCUGGACAUCUUCUCACCGAUGGCGCACACGUUUCUGGGCGUCUACGACCUCAAGUGUGCCCUCGAGGACACCGCCUUUGCCGUGCUCUAUCCAGAGGAGUACAAGAGGCUCUCCACAAUGGUGCGACGCAAGGAGAGGUUUUUCCAGAAGGUAGACUGACAUGAAUGAUGGAAUGCACGAGUCUUCACGCCCCUACAUCGUCGGCCGAUGGAUCAGACAUUUGUCGAGACGAAGCGUCACCUAGAGUCCGUCUUAGCUCGCGAGUUGCCCCAGUACGGCGUCAAGUGGUCGAUAAGUUGGCGAAGGAAGGGCCUCUAUUCGUUGUGGCAGAAGCUGCAGAGAAGACGCAAGCUCAUGGGCGAGCAAGGCAGCGGUCUUCGGAAUAAGGAUGUGGCGCAUCCCAGCCACAUAGAGGAUUUAGUGGCGUUCAGAAUUGUCCUCACCCGCAACGAUUCAUCUGACGCUCACAAGUAAGGCGAAGGCGAGGCCACACUCUAAAAGAGAGUGCACUGGUCCUUCCCUCGACCGUCUGUCUGUCUGUCUGUCCGUGUCAGUGAGAUUGCCGUCUCUGACGCAUGGCGUCGCGAUGGGUCGGCGCUGUGUUAUCACGUGCUGGGGCUGGUGCAGAAGCUCGAGGGAAAUGAGCCGACCAACGCCACCAAAGAAUUCAAAGUAAGUUGCUUGAAUGCCACCCCGCACGUCACUGGAUGGCAUUUGUGCAACGUAUUCACCCCGCGCUUUUCAGGCUCUUGAUGCUCCUCGCUUAUCGUACGACCAGUUCCGCGAGGGACUGCAACGCAACAACAUACGAUUGCCGGAACAAGAAGUGAGGAGAAACGCCGCGCACCGAGUCCCCCUGGGACGGAUCGUCACUGCACUUGUUGCCCUUUUUGUCGUUGGCCAGAUUCGUUCACUCCACAGUGGAUGGGUGAAGGAUUACAUCAGUUUCCCCAAGUACAACGGGUAUCAGUCACUGCACACCGUCAUCAAACGAGAGGGACUGAUAGAAGUGCAGGUACGCACGGCAGAGACCAACGAGACGGCACGUGUGAGUGUGCGUCGCACUCACCGACCGGCUUCCUCUGUGCCUUGGGGCAGGUCCGUACCGACUGGAUGCAUCGAAUGGCUGAGCACGGCCCGGCUGCUCACUGGGGCUACAAGACGCUCAGCACAAAGCUCACAUCAGACCCGGAGCAACCAAUCAACGGCCUUGGCUCCCCCUCCGUCCUCCCUCUCCACUCAUACCGUCUUGAGAGCCUCCGCAGAUUUGUCAAGGAUUGGCGACAGCAGCAACAGCGGCAGCGAGAGACGGGCAAGAAGCCCCCCGGUGUGAAGGACCCGCGCGAGGUUGGCAUGGCGAGCUGCUUCAGAGAUGUCGGCCACUUCUAUGACGCCUUCAAGAAAGAGGUGGGCGACCAGCCUGGCAUCACAAUGACACCACUCCUCACACUCUGAUGUGCUGUCUGUCUGUCUGUGGUUCUUCACUCAUUGCGACUAUGGUUGCAGUUUUGCAGUAAGCGGGUGUUCUGGUUCGACAAGGACUUCGGGCCGAUGAGUUUGCCACAGGGAUCCACGGUCGUCGACGCGGCGUGUGACAUCCACGACGACGUGAUGCUCCACAUGACGGGCGCCCUGGUCAACGGACACAGGGUCAAGCCGACCUACGAGCUACAGCACUUCGACCACGUCGAGAUCAUCACCCACCCCGACGCCAUGCCCUCUCCACAGUGGCUCAAGUGCGCCAACAGGCCGUCGACCAAGCGGACGCUGCGAGAUUUCUUCAAGAAGGAGGCAGCAACCGAGGGUCGCGUCAUGUCUCUGGCCUACCUCGAGAAUGACACACUUGGCAGUGCACCGUUCGGCCAGGUGCACUUGGCGGAGGACAGCGACAGCGGCGCGUCUGCCUCGUGGAUGCCCCACUGGUCGGACGUGGGUCUGCUGGUCGGCGCCCGCAUGCACACAGAGGACCUCAAGGCUCUGGCGCAAGUGAGGGGAGAAGAAGCGACUGAAGAGGCAUCCACAGCCACCAAUUCGCGGCCUGCCCGCCCACUUGCCAGCGACCACCCCCAGCCCUCUUCUCAGCACGUGUCAGUCAUCCAGAGCGACUCCCAGCUGCUGGAGAGCGAGGUGCUCAGGAGCAGAGGGGACGGCAAGAGGAAGAAGGACAGCGAGAGCGAUGACAAGGAGAAGAGCCAGCUGGUGGUGGAUGCACUCAUGCAGGAGCUCAUCGCUGCCAAGACUAAGUACGACUCUCUGGAAGAUUUUUACGCGGAUGCUGCCCAGCGGCUGUGCUCCAACCCGUCAUGUAACGUGCUGGGCUGCGAGGCGACACGCAACGACAGCCAGAGCGAGGCUUCUGCUGCGCUUGCGGUGCCCCCCAAGUACUGCACCAAGGAGGUGGAUGACACACUUGCGGCCAUGUUCAACCUGCAACACCAGGUAGGUACCUACACAUACAGAUGCCAUGGAGGGAGGGACAUGCAAGCCAUUCAUGCUAGCCAAACCUGAUGUGCUAUGCGAUCUCCUCCUGUCCGUGUGUAUAUGUGUGAUGCAGGGAGUCAUGACGGUCGUGAAUGGCGCGUCUGUGCCGGAGACCUUCCCUCGUGACGUCGGCGACGAGGACCGAUUCGUCAUCGUUCACCCGCGUGACGCCAGGCUGCCGUUCUGGGAAGGAGGGGACACAGGCGCUGAUCCACGCGACGCCGUUCCCCGCUCUGCCAGUGACGUACAAGAGGUGUGGCAAGUGGAUGGCUUUCUGGCCGAGACAGCCAAGUCCUUCCGUGACGAGACCUCUGCUGCUCUGAGUGCGGAUGCCGGCGCGGCCCAGGACGACGGGGGAGAGGACGGAGAAGCGGCUCCGAAGCUGUCCAAGAAGAGGGCGCAGCGGAUACAGCUGGGCCGCUGGCUUGUGCGUGACGCACUGGCGCGGCUGGACACCAUCACUGGUCAGAACAUCACCGUCACGAUGGGCCGGUACAUCCGCGCAUCGCGACUGCCGGCCGCCACCAGCGAGCUCCUCAAAUCCUUCCAACUCGACCUAGCGCGGCGCAGCCUGUCGGCCCUCAACCGGUACCUGGACCAGUUCCCGCAGUGGGUCCGUCACCGGCUGCAGACCAUCCCGGGUGGACAGUCGACCGCCAGCAUGCCGUCGCCCAUCAGCUUUCCGACCCUGCGAGACCUGUUCAUCCUUUUCAGGGACGUCCAGUCCCUGCGGCAGAAGGAGGCACAAUGGGGAGGCAAGGAGGCGGAGUGUCCGUCGCUAGGGUCCAUCAUUGAGGGCAUCUACGCGCCACUCAGGAGGCCGUCCAAACUCAAGACGGCCAAGGUCUUCACGGCUGCCAACGAGACGGAAACCUCAACCCCAGUCGGUGCCCCUGCCUCACAGCCGGGCGACGCCAUUGUGAGGCGGCAGAGGAGACGGAAGGCCCGUCCGCACGGGCUGCUCAAGGACAAGCUGCACCAGGAGCUGGGCCUGAAGAGACACAGCAAGCAGCGGCGGAAGGAGGUGGGCAAGAUUGACGUGGGUGUCGACGGCCAGUUGUCGCUGUGGUCCCCCUCCAUGGAGAUGCAGCAGCAGGACCACCAGCAGGGUGGUCCAUUCCCGUCCUCGGCUUCUGUGUACCGGGACGUCACGGGAAGCCGCAGGCAGUUUGUCGAGAAGGCCUUGCAGGAGAUCUUCGCCGGCAGUCAGUCCGAGCAGGAGCCGCCGGCCAUGACGCGGAAGGAAAAGAGGGUACCAGUGGGCGUCUGAUGCCACCGGUCGGUCGUUCGGUCUGUGUUGGUGUGGGCAAUACAUACACGUGUGCAUUGGUACUACUCUGGUGGUUUGGCGGAAUGCAGUGGCU